Messenger RNA from Leptinotarsa decemlineata (Colorado potato beetle), 5275 nucleotides. It is a transcript of the gene Sec71, whose product is annotated as ADP ribosylation factor guanine nucleotide exchange factor Sec71. NCBI's taxonomy places the organism in Eukaryota, Metazoa, Arthropoda, Insecta, Coleoptera, Chrysomelidae. Gene Ontology annotation, biological process: regulation of ARF protein signal transduction. The record is from RefSeq and is a predicted model, not a curated record. Gene Ontology annotation, molecular function: guanyl-nucleotide exchange factor activity.
AUGGCGGAACUGCGGCCUUCUGCGCAUCAAUACGUAUCCUCACAAUCGUAUGAUGUCGGUGUCCAAUUGCAAAUAAUCAAAGCUCUUCUAACUGUUGUAACUAGUCAGUAUGUUGAAGUUCACGAAGGUACCGUUCUCAUGGCAGUUCGAACCUGCUACAAUAUAUUCCUCGCUAGUAAAAACCUCAUCAAUCAAACCACAGCCAGAGCCACCUUGACACAAAUGCUGAAUGUAAUUUUCACUAGAAUGGAAAAUCAAGCAUUGGAAGCAGAAGUGCAAGCUGAGCUGCAAUCUAGUCAGUCCAACAAUGAUUCUAAACUGUCAAAUGAGAGUGAAUCAAAGUCAGAAAUAUCUCUGAAGGAGGACAACUCAGAAAAUGAGUUGAAGGUUGAUUCCGAGGAGAUAACUGGAGAACAAGUGGUGUCUGAGGUUAUAGAUAAUAUUUUAGACAAUGUGAUGGCGGAAGUUAUUGAUAAUAGACAAGUUGAGGUUGUAAGUAUCAAUUCUCCCGAAAAUGAAACUCAGAGCAUGACAUCCUCCAUUACAAGGAUACCAUCCCAAGAAAGUAUGGACAUACAAAGUGAAAACGACUCUGCUGUUACAGCAAAAUUCACCCACAUACUUCAAAAAGAUGCUUUCCUUGUAUUCCGAGCUCUGUGUAAACUCUCCAUGAAACCAUUACCUGAUGGUACCCCUGACCCCAAAUCUCACGAGCUCAGGUCAAAAAUUUUAUCAUUACAACUGCUUCUAUCCAUUUUGCAGAAUGCUGGACCCGUCUUCAGAUCAAACGAAAUGUUCAUUACUGCUAUCAAGCAAUACUUGUGUGUAGCCUUAUCUAAAAACGGGGUUAGCUCUAUUCCCAAAGUUUUUGAACUGUCCUUGGCGAUAUUUUUGGCUUUAUUGUCCAACUUCAAACUCCAUCUCAAAAUGCAAAUAGAGGUGUUCUUCAAAGAAAUAUUCCUCAAUAUUUUAGAAACGACAAAUUCCUCAUUCGAGCAUAAAUGGAUGGUAAUACAAGCGUUGACACGGAUCUGCGGUGAUGCCCAGAGCGUAGUCGAUAUAUAUGUAAAUUAUGACUGUGAUUUAUCUGCUGCUAACUUGUUCGAACGUCUAGUCAAUGAUUUAUUUAAAGUUGCGCAGGGAAGACAUUCCGUGGAAUUAGGGGCAUCCCCUAAUCAAGAAAGGGCUAUGAAACUACGUGGUUUGGAAUGUCUGGUAUCUAUUUUGAAGUGUAUGGUUGAAUGGAGUAAGGAUCUUUAUGUAAAUCCCAAUUUGCAAUCCACUGUCGGUGAACAGGAGCCUAAAGAGGCUGAUAAUACUUCUUUAAAGUCCCACGGGGGGUCUUGCAACAGUUUGCAGUCUAGUGAGAGUGGUGGAAAUAAAGAGGUUUUGGAUUCACCAGAACAGCUCGAGGUGCAGAAACAACAAAAAGAGGUGAUAAUAAUACAUCAUGGAAACCAUGAAGAUGUUGCUAAAUUCCUACACACCGAUGAUCGAUUGGACAAAACAUUUAUUGGUGAAUUCUUAGGUGAUAAUGAUGAUUUUAACAAGCAAGUCAUGUAUACUUACGUGGAUCAGAUGAACUUUAUCAGCAUGGAUUUUGUAGCAGCUCUGAGGCACUUCUUAGAUGGAUUUAGACUUCCUGGAGAAGCACAAAAAAUUGACAGAUUGAUGGAAAAAUUCGCGAGUAGAUAUUGCGAAUGUAAUCCUAACAAUGGUCUCUUUGCAAGUGCUGACACGGCUUACGUGCUAGGUUUUUCAAUCAUCAUGCUCACCACCGAUUUACAUUCACCUCAAGUGAAAAACAAAAUGUCUAAAGAGCAAUACAUCAAACUUAAUAGAGGCAAUACUGAUAGCAAAGAUGUCCCCGAAGAAUAUCUCUCUCAAAUUUAUGAUGAAAUAGCCGGACAUGAAAUCAAAAUGAAAAAUACAGUUAACAAGCCAGGAAAACAACAAUUCAACAGUGAAAAACGAAGAAAGAUUCUCUUCAAUAUGGAGAUGGAGGCGAUUUCAACAGCUGCCAAAAACUUAAUGGAAUCUGUGUCUCAUGUCCAAGCACCUUUCACACUAGCAAAACACUUGGAGCACGUGAGGCCGAUGUUCAAGAUGGCUUGGACUUCUUUUUUGGCAGCCUUUAGUGUUGGUUUGCAAGACUGUGAUGACCCAGACGUGGCGACUUUGUGCUUAGAUGGAAUCCGAUGUGCGAUUAGAAUUGUCUGCAUUUUCCAUAUGCCUAUGGAAAGAGAUGCUUAUGUUCAGGCCUUGGCUAGAUUCACUCUACUCACUGCGAAUUCUCCUAUAAUGGACAUGAAGGCCAAAAACAUAGACACUAUCAAAACACUUAUCAUGGUUGCACACACCGAUGGGAAUUACCUCGGUUCAAGUUGGCUGGACAUUUUAAAAUGCAUAUCACAGUUGGAACUGGCGCAGUUAAUUGGAACUGGGGUGAGGCCAGAAUUUUUAUCUGGACCCGGUCAUAAGCCUCCUGAUCCUAGUUCGAAAGAACGCAUUGGUCAAACUAGCUCACAAAGUGUGGUGGUUGCUGUUGACAGGAUCUUCACUGGUUCGACCAGACUUGACGGUGAUGCCAUAGUCGAUUUCGUAAAGGCUCUAUGUAAGAUUUCGUUGGAAGAACUCGCGCACCCAGGUCAUCCCAGGAUGUUUUCCUUGCAGAAAAUUGUGGAAAUUUCUUAUUAUAACAUGGGUAGAAUUCGUCUCCAGUGGUCGAGAAUUUGGCAAGUACUUGGUGAACAUUUUAAUACGGUGGGAUGUAAUCCAAAUGAAGAAAUAUGUUUCUUUGCCGUCGACAGCUUGCGUCAACUUUCUAUGAAAUUCAUAGAAAAGGGUGAAUUCUCCAAUUUCCGAUUUCAAAAAGACUUUCUCCGUCCUUUCGAAUAUAUCAUGAAAAACAACGUAUCUCCCACGAUAAGGGAUAUGGUUGUACGCUGUGUCGCCCAGAUGGUAAACUCGCAGGCCAAAAACAUUAGGUCUGGUUGGAAAAACAUCUUUUCCGUAUUCCACUUGGCUGCCGGAGAUCAAGAGGAAGCGAUUGUGGAACUUGCCUUCCAAACUACUGGCAAAAUUAUAAUGGAACUAUAUGAAAAACAGUUCUCGACAAUGAUAGACUCUUUCCAAGAUGCCGUCAAAUGUUUAUCAGAAUUUGCUUGUAAUGCCCGAUUUCCGGACACGAGCAUGGAAGCUAUACGACUGGUGAGAGCUUGUGCUUGUAGUGUCAAUGGGGCUUCUCAUCUUUUCGCUGAACACGGCGGUAUGGAAAAUGAUAUUACAGUAUCUGAAGAUGAUAGGGUUUGGGUACGAGGUUGGUUCCCUCUUUUAUUUUCUCUGUCCUGUGUAGUCAACAGGUGCAAGUUAGAUGUUAGGACGAGAGCCCUGACUGUUCUCUUUGAAAUAAUUAAAACCUACGGCGAUACUUUCAGUCCGCACUGGUGGAAGGACUUGUUCAAAGUACUUUUCAGGAUAUUUGAUAACAUGAAACUGCCUGAGAAGCAGCCGGAAAAGGCAGAAUGGAUGACAACGACUUGCAACCACGCUCUUUAUGCUAUUGUUGAUGUAUUCACUCAGUACUUUGAUGUCUUGGGGCCACUAUUAUUGGAGGAAUUAUACUUACAGUUGCACUGGUGCGUGCAACAAGACAAUGAACAACUGGCAAGAUCUGGAACGAACUGUCUGGAAAACCUGGUGAACUCCAACGGUCAGAAGUUCAAUGAAGAAACCUGGCAGAAGACUUGCCAAUGUAUGCUGGACAUAUUCAACUCGACCAUACCGUUGUCUCUGAUUUCUUGGAAGCCAGAUUCAAUGAAAACUACAGCAGUCAUAGAGCAGAACGGUGAUUUAGGUACCAAUAAAGGUAUAUUAAAGCGAUCAAGUUAUCAAGACCACAGUUUGAGUAACGGUGAAAUUUUCAAUAGCCUCGCGAUAAAAAGUGCUGUACAGUUGGAGCUUAUACAGACGAUAGAUAAUAUCGUUUUCUAUCCUGCAACCUCUAGAAAAGAGGAUGCUGAGACUUUGGCUUUAGCCGCUGCUGAUAUGGCGGGAAGCGGUUCUUUGACAGAGUGCCAGCGCGAAGAACAGGGGAUGUAUAGGUUACUGAGUUCGCCACAUCUCUUGCAGUUAACUGAGUGCCUUCUGCAAUCGCAUAGGUUUGCAAAAGCCUUCAACUUGAACCACGAACAAAGAAAUCUUCUCUGGAAAGCGGGGUACAAGGGUUCAGCAAAGCCAAAUUUAUUGAAACAAGAAACGCAGAGUCUCGCUUGUCUAUUGAGGAUAUUAUUCAAAAUGUAUUGUGAUGAAAGUAGGCGCCAACAUUGGCCAUUGAUAGAAUCCAAAUUGAUCACGGUUUGCCAAGAAGCUCUUGAAUACUUUUUACAAUUACAAAGCGAGGGGCACAGAGAAGCGUGGACUUCUUUGUUAUUACUGGUGAUGACGAGAUUGCUGAAAAUGCCUGACAAUAGGUUUGCAGCUCAUGUCUCAAGAUACUACCCCCAGCUUUGUGAAAUUGUGUGCUUUGACCUGAAGGCAGAGCUUAGGUCGAUAUUAAGAAGAGUCUUCCUAAGAAUAGGACCUGUAUUUCACAUCACCAAUACAUAGUGUAGAGCAUAGUGACAGUUUACAUAUAAUUUCACAACUGUAAAUAAAUUCAACAACUUGAUCCUCACCCUAGCUUGUGUUUUAUCCAACUAGUACAAAAUUGAUCUGUUUUAGGUAAUCAGCAAAGUUCGUUUUUGGCUGGAUGACAAUUCUUGAUAUUCUUAUUAGAAUAUAUAGUUUCAGCACCUUUUAUAUUUUGGGGACUUUACAUGAAUGUUGAUAGUUCAUAAUUCUGACAGAAGUUAGAACUGAAAAUAUAUAUUUUUUAAAUAAUAGUUCCCGUUCGAUAUAUUUUCAGAAAGGAAAAUAGAUUUUUGUAUCAUGUGUAAAUAGCAAUUGUUUGAAAUCAUUCCGUAUUAGGUAAUAAGUUUAAUAGGAUAUAUUUAUAGAAAAGUUAAAUUUGUUAUGUGCCUUCAUAGUUGUUGUACUUUUUAAUUUGGUUUUUACGUGGAAUCGUAUUUAUUUGCUGUUAACGACAAUAAGCAUAAUUUGAAAGAAUGUUGUUUCAUACAUUUUGCUAAUGUCGUUGAAUGUAUUACAAGUCAUAAUUUAUUAUAAUUUUUAAGCAUCAUAUACAAACAUUAUUGAUUGUAAAUAAAAUAUCAACACCAUAUUUGUGUUGCUUUUAAUAAAGUAAUUUAACUCAAUAAAUCAUGUCUAUUGUUGA